GGAUAGUGGUGAGAGCUGAUAUCAAUCUCCGAUAAAAAAAAUCUCGGUGGUCCAAGCUUAUCAGUUCCGCUUGUGACUACAAAUCGCGGAGAAGCCGUGGACCGAUAAUAUUUCACGGAGUUUCAUGUGCAUUCCCCUUGAAGACGGGAAUUCUGACAUGCCAUGGAUUCUGCUAUUAUAGAUUAUAACGAAAUACUUGAUCAGAUCUACACAAACCUCGCAAAUGCUCUCAACACAUUCGGGGCCUCCUCCCAACAGUAUCAAAAUAUAUUGAAGAUACUAAAGGAGUGCCUGGAUGAUAUCGACAAUGAUAAGAAAAAGAGGUCCGCUGCUCUCGAUCCAGAUACCCUGAGCUUGGCGAUGAAGUUCUUGGAGCUUGGGAGAUGAUCUACCAUUCCUGAUGUUUCAUGUUUUGUUGACCCUGACUGCGGAUUUCGGUUGAUCAUGAACAACCUGGAACCUCUCCAUUUCUGCGACAUGCGACAAACGGACGAGUCCAGCGAGGUCUGUCGUCAUUAUCGUCAUGAAAAGAACGUUCGACCCAACACUCCGGUGGAUUCAUGAAGAUGGUUCUUGCAGCCGGCUGAAGUGGACGACGUAAGGCAAUGUUCAGACACUCCGGCAUCAUAAAUCUUACAUAUUAUAUUGAACUAUAUGGCUAGAGGACCAUAUGAGAAAGCGAGUGUCCCACCGGCGACAUUCCCAGGAUAUAAGCAAGGCCGACCAAACACCUCGUUUUCCUCGCCCCUAACAAACAACAAAACGGAAAGGCUACCCUGAAUGACAUGCAACAAGACAAACUCCAGAC
This is a messenger RNA of Aspergillus novofumigatus IBT 16806, 808 nucleotides long. RefSeq lists its product as uncharacterized. Bases 163 to 387 code for a protein of 74 amino acids. Lineage: Eukaryota; Fungi; Ascomycota; Eurotiomycetes; Eurotiales; Aspergillaceae. The record is from RefSeq and is a predicted model, not a curated record. The transcript is spliced from 2 exons.